GCUGUGGAAAGUCCCCGGUGGGUGGGACUCUGGGGCUGCUCGGCGCUGAGCCCAGGUAGAGCAGGGUGGCCGCCCUUCCACCAGGAGCAGAGCCUGUGCUCUUCCGCUCCUCUCCGCCCACGAGGGCAUGCAGCUCCCGGCAAGUAAGGCCACAGCGAUUGCGGCUGUGGUGUCUAUAUCUGUCCGAGUGACGCGAGUCCAUUUCUGCGUUCACGCCUUCCUGGAAUCUCGUUGCUCCUCCUCCCCACCUGCCCUUGUCAUUUGGAAAUGAGAAGGGUGGGGGCGCAGACCGGUGGCCUGGAGCUGGGGCUCGCCAGCCUAUCUAGGCUGUCCGCUGAUUAGCUGCUGCCUUACGUUGCACGACUGUCUGAGCUUAUUAGACCUUGUGCAGUGUGUAGGGUGGUGUGGGUCUGUUAGAAAUAUUCUCGAAGUUCUCUUCUACCUCUGACGUCUCAUUUCAGGAACGUGGCAUCAUCAGGGGCAGUUACCUGCUUUUUAAAGGAGGUGAAUUAUACUUUAAUAUACUACAGGUUGUAUGCUAUGGAUGGGAACUAUUGAAGUUUAUAAUGUCAAAAGCUUUUCUUAGACGAAAGGUGUCUUCCACAAAGGUAACAGAUUGGGUAGACCCAUCAUUUGAUGAUUUUUCAGAGAAUACAAGCAUCUCUGCUAUUACUGCCACAUCGUUAAGUGUGAAUAACUCAAGCUAUAGAAGAAAGAGUGUACCUUCCACAUUAGAAAGUAGCACAUUUCCAACUAGGAAAAAAGGAACACUGUCUUCCUCAGAACAGAUAUAUGCUCUAGAAAACUCAAAAAAAAAUCUGUCUGAAAAUGAACCAUGGGUGGAUAAAUACAAGCCAGAAACUCAGCAUGAACUUGCCGUGCACAAAAAGAAAAUUGAAGAAGUUGAAACAUGGUUAAAAGCUGAAGUCUUAGAGAGGCAAACAAAACAGGGUGGAUCUAUUUUAUUAAUAACAGGGCCUCCUGGGUGUGGAAAAACAACAACUAUAAAAAUACUAUCAAAGGAGCAUGGUAUUCAAGUACAAGAAUGGAUUAAUCCGGUUUUACCACAGUUCCAGAAAAAUGAUUUCAAGGAGAUCAUGUUUAAUCAUGAAUCAAGCUUCCAUGUAUUUCCCUAUCAGUCUCAGAUGACAGUUUUUAAAGAGUUUCUACUAAGAGCAACAAAAUAUAACAAACUACAAAUGGUUGGAGAUGAUCUGAGAACUGAUAAGAAGAUAAUUCUGGUUGAGGAUUUACCUAACCAGUUUUAUCGAGAUUCUCAUACUUUACAUGAAGUUCUAAGGACGUAUGUACAGAUUGGUCGAUGUCCUCUAAUAUUUAUAAUCUCUGACAGUCUCAGUGGAGAUAAUAAUCAAAGGUUACUGUUUCCCAAAGAAAUUCAAGAAGAGUGUGCUAUAUCAAACAUUAGUUUCAACCCUGUGGCACCAACGAUUAUGAUGAAAUUUCUUAAUCGAAUAGUGACAAUAGAAGCUAAUAAGAACGGAGGAAAUAUUACUGUCCCUGAUAAAACUUCUCUAGAGUUGCUCUGUCAAGGGUGUUCUGGUGAUAUCAGAAGUGCAAUAAAUAGCCUCCAGUUUUCGUCUUCAAAAGGAAGAAACAAUUUAUGCCCAAGGAAAAAAGGAAUGCCUUCGUUAAAAUCAGAUGCUGCGCUGUCAAAAUCAAGACGAAGAAAAAAAACUGAUAAGGUUUUUGAAAAUCAAGAGGUCCAAGCUAUCGGUGGAAAAGAUGUGUCUCUCUUUCUCUUCAGAGCUUUGGGGAAAAUACUAUAUUGCAAAAGAGCAUCUUCAACAGAAUUAGAAUCACCUCGAUUGCCCUCCCAUUUAUCAGAGCAUGAACGGGAUACAUUGCUUGUUCAUCCUGAGGAAGUAGUAGAAAUGUCACGCAUGCCAGAAGAGUUAUUUAAUUUGUAUCUUCACCAAAACUACGUAGAUUUCUUUGCGGAAGUAGAUGAUCUUGUGAGAGCCAGUGAACUUCUGAGUUUUGCAGAUAUCAUCAGUGGUGACUGGAAUACACGCUCUUUACUCAGGGAAUAUAGUACAUCUAUAGCUACAAGAGGUGUGAUCCAUUCCAACAGAGCCCGAGGAUUUGCUCAUUGCCAAGGAGGAGGAUCAAGUUUUCGACCAUUGCACAAACCCCAGUGGAUUUUAAUAAAUAGAAAGUAUCGGGAAAAUUGCCUGGCAGCAAAAGCACUUUUUUCUGACUUCUGCUUACCAGCUUUAUGCCUCCAAACUCAGCUGUUGCCGUACCUUGCUUUGUUAACCAUUCCAAUGAGAAAUCAAGCUCAGAUUUCUUUUAUCCAAGAUAUUGGAAGGCUUCCUCUGAAGCGACACUUUGGAAGAUUAAAAAUGGAAGCCCUGACUGACAGGGAGCAUGGAACGAUGGACCCAGAAGGUGGAUAUGAAGCCCAGCUUAAUGGAAGACAGCCCACAGAGGAAGCUCUGGAUGAACCCACUCAAACCACAGAACCUGAAUCCUGGUCUCUUCCUUUGAGUCAGAAUAGUGGGAACGAACUGCCUGCCAGCCAGCCCCGGCCCUUUUCCACCCAGGAAGACCUGGAGGAAGAAGAGGUGGCAAUAGAAGACUAUGAGAGCGAUGGGACAUAGAAAGCAGCCCACCAGUCACAUUGCUGCUUGAGAGAUUCACACUGGCUUUAUUCAGUGGCACUUGAACAGAGAUGAUAAUACACUUUUCAAGUGAAUUACAGUUUAAGUCUUCACUGUUGUAUUUCAGCACAAGAAACUGACCUUGAAGUAUGUAGAAGACUGAGCCUUCAAAUAGUAUCUUCGUUUUUUUCUCUAGUAUUUAUUUAAUCUUGUGAGUGCUGUUAGGAGAGGUCAGUGUGUGUGAAGUGUGUUCGAACAUUAUGCCAAAUAUCACAAAAUGUGAAGGAAUAAUUCAGAAUACAAAAAGUUUAUAGGAUUGUAAAUAUGAAUUUUAAAAGUUUAUGCAAUUAUGAGUGUAAAUAAACUUUGUGCCUUAAUACACA
Molecule: messenger RNA, 3004 nt
Organism: Phyllostomus hastatus (greater spear-nosed bat)
Lineage: Eukaryota; Metazoa; Chordata; Mammalia; Chiroptera; Phyllostomidae
Gene: RAD17
Product: RAD17 checkpoint clamp loader component
Exons: 17
Coding region: 567-2621 (684 amino acids)
Biological process (GO): DNA damage checkpoint signaling; mitotic DNA replication checkpoint signaling; DNA repair
Cellular component (GO): Rad17 RFC-like complex; nucleus
Molecular function (GO): DNA clamp loader activity; chromatin binding
Source: RefSeq, a predicted model, not a curated record